Molecule: messenger RNA, 1363 nt
Organism: Salvia miltiorrhiza (redroot sage)
Lineage: Eukaryota; Viridiplantae; Streptophyta; Magnoliopsida; Lamiales; Lamiaceae
Exons: 7
Coding region: 168-1220 (350 amino acids)
Source: RefSeq, a predicted model, not a curated record
CCCAAUCACGCCUCUCUUUAUCUCUCUCUCACUUUACUAUAGGUGGCAAGAGAAACAUUUUUGAAAAACAAAAUUGGUUGAAGAAGUUUGGUGUGGUUUGUUUGAGUUAUUCAUUUCACACACACAAAACAGAGUGAGCAUCUUUCUUGUAUUCUCUUUCAAGAAAAAUGGGAUUUGGAGACGAUAAUCACAGAGUUCAAUCCGUUGUUGAACUGCUCAAGAAACAAUCUCCACUUUCUCCCAAACAGGAGAGAUUCUGCAACAAUGCAUGCGUGGAGAGGUUUCUUAAAGCCAAAGGCGAUAGUGUGAAGAAAGCAGCUAAACAUCUCAGAAAUUGCCUUUCUUGGAGAGAUUCCUUUGCCGUUGAUCAUUUGAUGGCUGAUGAAUUCUCUCCUGAGCUUGCUGAAGGAAUGGCGUAUGUUGCUGGCCAUGACGAUGAACUAAGACCUGUCAUGAUUUUCCGAAUCAGGCAAGAUUACCAGAAAUUCCAUUCACAGAAAUUAUUUAUUCGGUUGCUAGUGUUUACACUCGAAGUGGCAGUUCAAACUAUGGGAAAAAAUGUGGAACAAUUUGUCCUCCUCUUUGAUGCAAGCCUUUUCAAAUCAGCAGCUGCCUUUACGAACAUGUUGGUUGCAAGUCUCAAAAUCAUAGCUGAUAAUUACCCGCGACGGCUUCACAAGGCCUUUGUCAUUGACCCUCCAUCUCUUUUCUCCUACCUUUGGAAGGGAGUGAGAUCGUUCGUGGAGGUUUCAUCGGUUACGAUGACAAUCUCAUCGGUGGAGUUGGAAGAAUCGUUUAGAUUGGAUGAUCUGAAGGCGUAUCCAAAAAUGGGGUCGUGCUCCUCAUCAAGAUUCUCGUUCACGGUGUCGCAUCAUCUGGAUUCGGUGAAACCGUGGUAUCUAUCGCUGAAAGAUGCGUCGGGAGGCCCAAGGAUGAAUGGUAGGUCCCUCUCCUUCGCAUCGCCCAUCGCCCGCAAUAUCAUCCGCCGCCCACCAACUCCUAAACCCUCCUUCCUCCAAUCUCCGUCCUUGUUUUUUCGGAGGGACGACAGUCGAGUGGAGAGAAGCAGCGAAUCAUUUGUACCGUUUUUAAAGUUUUAUCGAAUGUCGUACGACGAGAUGAUUUAUAGGUCCAAGAUGAGGCCUCCUUUGGGCGGACUCGUCUCCAUUGUGUCUCCACAAAUUAGGCGCACUCAUAUGUCCGUCUCUCAACGAUUUUGAUCAAAAUAAGUAUCCGAGAGAUUCAUGUUUUGGCAUUAGCUUCUUCUCAAAUUGAGUUUUCUUUAAUCUUAAUUGUAUAACCAAAAUAUAUUUCAUUUUGCUUCCUAUGUAUAUUGUCCUAUUAUCUUCAUUUUCAAAAUUUG